GUGCAGGAGUCGAUGCGCAUGCUGCCGGUGCUGGCGGACGGCACAAACCGCACGACAGUGAGGGACACGUGGCUGGGGCGCCACCUGAUCCCCCGGGGCACCAUGGUGUGGGCGCGUGCGAAGCGGUUUCUGCCUUUCAGUGCUGGCACUCGCGACUGCGUUGGGCAGAGCCUGGCGCGCAUGAACUACACCACCACCGUUGCUAUGCUCCUCGCCCACUUCAAAUUCCAGCUCACGCCCGAGGUG
Molecule: messenger RNA, 246 nt
Organism: Coccomyxa subellipsoidea C-169
Lineage: Eukaryota; Viridiplantae; Chlorophyta; Trebouxiophyceae; Coccomyxaceae
Product: cytochrome P450
Exons: 2
Molecular function (GO): heme binding; monooxygenase activity; oxidoreductase activity, acting on paired donors, with incorporation or reduction of molecular oxygen
Source: RefSeq, a predicted model, not a curated record